GAAUUGUACGGUGUAAAUUUUACUGGGAGCCAGCCACACUUGUAAUGAAUCAGGCUCCCAGGUUCUCAACUCUUUGCUGUCCAUUUAAUCACAGUGUAGUUCGUGUCACAUUCGAUAAUAAGUAUCUAAAUAUAGUAGUAGUAUAAUUGUAGUAACAUUGUUUUAUACUACUUUAAAAACAGAUUAUUACUUAGUAGUAUGCAACUAAGUACUUUUCUAAAUUCAUUAUAGUAAUUAAUUUUGUUUCCAUCAUAAUAAGAUCAUGGGAAAAUACUAGUAUCAUAAAAAUGAUCAAGCCUCUACCUACCAACUCCAUAUAUUAUACUCUAGAUCUAUCACCCUCCCUGCUUCCACCUCUCUCUAGCUUGACUACUCCAUUGAGGAGUCGAUCUCUAUAAAUACCCAUUACCCAUCGAUCUGAGCUUCCAUCACAACAGGCAUUCACAAGUAUACCCAAGUCUUCCUCCAUAUAUAGAGAGGUCUUGGUGGAGUCCAUUAUUAUUUUAUUUUAUAUAUAUAAGGAACACAAUUUAAACAAAGUACAUAUAUAUAUAGCAGAGCAGGGGAGAUCAUAUAUAUAUAUUCACUACGUACAACAAUUAAUAAUAUGGCUCAAUCAAUGAGCUUUGUGAUUGUUGUUACCAUACUUUUAUCUGCCCCACUCUGCUUUGCUCACAAGAGCGGCGGUGGCGGUGGCGGCGGUGGUUCCCUCUACCCACAGUUUUAUGACAGGUCUUGCCCGAAAGCGAAAGAGAUUAUCAAGUCUAUUGUUGCAAAGGCUGUUGCCAAAGAAGCUCGCAUGGCUGCUUCCUUGCUUAGGCUCCAUUUCCACGACUGCUUUGUCAAGGGUUGUGAUGCAUCAAUACUUCUAGACAGCAGUGGGAGCAUAAUCAGCGAGAAGGGUUCAAUCCCUAACCGGAACUCAGCCCGUGGGUUCGAAGUCUUUGAUGAAAUCAAAUCUGCUCUCGAGAAGGCAUGCCCUAGCACCGUCUCUUGUGCUGAUAUCAUGGCUAUUGUUGCCAGGGACUCUACUGUCAUUAGCGGUGGACCAAGCUGGGAGGUCCCCUUGGGAAGAAGAGACUCCACAGGUGCGAGCUUGAGUGGCUCCAACAACAACAUUCCUGCUCCAAACAACACAUUUCAGACCAUCCUCACCAAAUUUAAGCUCAAAGGACUUGACAUUGUUGAUCUUGUCGCAUUGUCCGGGAGUCACACUAUUGGAGAUGCUAGGUGCACCACUUUCAGGCAGAGGCUGUACAACCAGUCGGGCAACGGGCUAGCCGACUUCACCCUGGACCAAUCAUAUGCAUCCCAAUUGCGUGCCCGGUGCCCAAGAUCCGGUGGCGACCAAAACCUCUUCUUCUUGGACUUUGUUACCCCAACAAAGUUUGAUAACAGUUACUUCAAGAACUUGUUAGCUUCGAAAGGUCUUCUAAAUUCUGACCAAGUUCUUGUGACCAAGAAUCAACAAUCGAUGGGGUUAGUGAAGCAAUAUGCUGAGAAUAUGGAGCUUUUCUUCCAGCAAUUCGCCAAGUCUGUGCUUAAGAUGGGUAACAUUUCUCCUUUGACCGGAUCAAGGGGAGAAAUUCGAAAGAAUUGCAGGAAAAUUAACUCUUAGGACCAUAUAUAGAGUCCUGGAAGCAAUAAACAUAAGUAUAAUUCUACUAUUUGUGGUUGUUCUCUGUUUCUCCUAUUUAUUUUUGAUGUUUUCUUUUCCUUCUUUUCCUUUCCUUCGUGAUUAUCCUAAGAGACUUCCAUUGCCAGCCUGUUGUUGUCUAGUGUGGUAAUGAAAUAUCAUUUUGGUAACUA
This is a messenger RNA of Rhododendron vialii, 1809 nucleotides long. Its product is annotated as peroxidase 72-like. Bases 608 to 1618 code for a protein of 336 amino acids. Gene Ontology annotation, molecular function: heme binding; peroxidase activity. NCBI's taxonomy places the organism in Eukaryota, Viridiplantae, Streptophyta, Magnoliopsida, Ericales, Ericaceae. The record is from RefSeq and is a predicted model, not a curated record. Gene Ontology annotation, biological process: hydrogen peroxide catabolic process; response to oxidative stress. The transcript has 4 exons.